CCCCCUUAGAUGAGUUUAUUUUCAAUGCUCUGGGGUGGAUCUGGAAGAACUGCCAUUGGCUUUCCUGUAGUCUCUUGCCAAGAGGUCACAACAGCUUGUCAGUACUUAGAGCAGCAGCAUUACUCUUACUUCAUUUUCAUAAGCAUUGGGUAUCAUCCCUGAUGAAGAGCUGAUCAUUCAGAGCCUGUUGAUGCUGAAAAGUUUGUACUCGUAGUGGAUGAGCUGGUGCCAGAAGCCGUUGUUGAGUCACAUGAUGGGAUGGCAAGACUCAACCCAGGCACGGGCACUCGCCAAGGAUGUGGAGCAGUGCUUCAGAAGAUAGGCCAAGCAGAUGGUGGGGACCUGCUCACCGUGGCAGCACAGUGCAGCAGCAUCUGGCCCCUGUGUGUCCCCAUGCUGUGGAUCUUAGCUGCUAUGGAGCCUAAGCAGCUGGAGAUCACCUCUGCAGACUUGGACCUCGACCUGGACAGCCAUUUGCCCAACAGCCCUCCAUCCAACUUGGCCAGCCGCGCCAGCCGCCAUGACCUGCUGCUCCUGGAGAAGAAGGUAAAACACUUUGAAGAGGCCAAAAAGAAGACUGAACGUUUCCACGAACAUUUAAAGCAGCAGUUUUUGAAAGAACAGGAGAGAAAGAUGGCACGGUGGAAGAAGGCAUCUGAAAGGUUUGAAAAAUCACUGGAAGUGUUCAGUCGCAGAAGUGGGAAGUCAUCUGUCCCUUCGGCCGAUCGUUUGUCUGCGAGUGAAGUGACGUCCUUGGAACAGGCAGCUGCUACCGACGGAGAAGAGACCAAGAGACAUGUCUAGAGAGCUCCUCCUGCAGGCUAUGCCAGGGCUCCCACCCACAUCCUGCCAACCUACUCGAAUUUUCAGUUUGUCCUUUUAGUAAGAGAACACUCGGUCAUGUUGCAGCAAUAAACCAGGACAAUCCCUCC
Molecule: messenger RNA, 932 nt
Organism: Phalacrocorax carbo (great cormorant)
Lineage: Eukaryota; Metazoa; Chordata; Aves; Suliformes; Phalacrocoracidae
Source: RefSeq, a predicted model, not a curated record